Molecule: messenger RNA, 5064 nt
Organism: Diabrotica balteata
Lineage: Eukaryota; Metazoa; Arthropoda; Insecta; Coleoptera; Chrysomelidae
Source: the annotation of a GenBank genome assembly
UUGUUUCUGCUUUGUGCUUUAAUUAACAACUUGUUUGGUGACAAGUGACUGUUGUGUUGUGAUUUAUAGGAUUUUCACAGAAUGAAUUAUAACGAUUUUUAUACUUUUUGGGAAUUCUACUUCGGCCCGAGAAAAAUGCAUAGAAUUUUUACAGAAACUUUUGAAAGUGCUUUUAUACUGUGUAAUACUGAAAUGCGACCGUUUGGCCAGUUAGAGAUUUUUGAUGUUAUGUCUCAGAUUAUCCCAACUGCUUUUGUACUCGGUACGGGCUACUGGUCGUUCUACAAUACAACGACGCAUGAAAAACCGUUGUGCGUUUGUGGACGUUUUGAUCUCCCUUGUAGACACAAUUUAAAUAAAAAUAAUUGGAUUGAUAUGCGGCGACUGUCAUCUCCAUCGGAACGGGUAAUAUUUUACCCAAACCGCCAUGGACCUGUUAAAGUCGAAGACUACUCCUUGUUAUUAUUCAAUAAGUUUGAUGGAGAAAGAUCACAACUCGAAAUAGAGAUUACCUUUACUGUAGCUGAGACAAAAGAUGUACCAAAAUCGGCUAUGAAGAUUAAAGCUCAGUUUUACUACAAAUAUCGAUAUUAUCCGUGUAGAUCUGCCAUAAAUUUCCAACCUAAUCCGCUGUACAUACAUUCGUACGGAUCUGUUAUUUCUCAGUUACUUGUUGAACGACAGAAAUUGUUAGUUGAUCCAGGAGCGAGAACUAGCAUAUUGCUACCAACUUCGCUCAUGGCAGAACAUGCACUUAUUCCCUGUGAGAUUCUAGUCCCACAAAUGCAAACUAUUGUUGCAAUUUGUCAGAUGGCCCUUAAAACUCGUAGAACAAGGAAUAGAGUUAAAAGAGAAAAUAACUCAGUAGAUUCGCUAUUGUUGUUUUCACCACCUAGUACAAACCUCGAAAGAAGCAGUUCGCCUAUUAAAACAGCUACGUAUGGCGUUUUUCAGUCUGCAUCUGUAACUCGAAAAUCAAUACGUACAGUGAAAUUGGAAGAUAGUCCAACAGCAUCUUCAUUGUUGUCUGUUUCAAAAGAACAUUUAACACACGAAACAUACAGAACUUCGUCGACUAAUUUAAUUAACCCAGACUUAUUAUCAAAAUCAACGUUUAAAAGUGAAAUUCAGUGUAGUGACACACUAACACUACCAACUAUGGUUAUAAAGGAUGAAAUUAACCCCUAUUUUGAACAAAAUUGUGGCACAGAUCAACAUAUCGUGGCGUCAAACGAAUCAGCUACUAAUAGACAAUGGUAUAGAGAUCGUAGUAAAAAUACAAAUAAUACAAUCAAACGAGUACGGAAAUCAGUGACUGAGAAACAGAACCGUCAAAAAAAUAACCUAACUAUUCCAGCACUUUGUUACCAAACGGAACCCUCUACUUCAAAUUCAAAUUUUUCCUCUUUAGCAACAGUAGAUCUAACAAAAACGGAAGACCCUGUCUACUCGAGAUCUGGAGUGGAUUAUGCUAAUGGUGUUACGACCAACCAACCGUUAAAGAAAAUAAAGGAAUUUGAUGACGAUUGCUUCAUUAUCGCUGUUUCUGAUGCGAUUGAACCUAUGAGAGCUAAUAGUCGUUUGGAGCUUAUUCAAGAUUUUAUUGAUGAAGAAUACGCCAAAGAGGAGGAUAAAUAAAAAAUAAAAUGUUUCACAAAAAUACUUUUAUUAAUAUGUUUGUAAAAAGCUUUUAAUUACUGUAAUUUAUCUUAUGCAGAUUACAGAGCAAGUGGUUAAAUCGAAAGAGAAAUUUGAAUGACAAAAUAGCAUUCGUAUAUAUUAGAAAAUAGCAUUAUAACAUUUAUAACGUAUAACAUAGAAUUUAUAACAUGUAGCAUUCGUAUAUGUCAUAAAACGGCGUUAGAUGUAAUACAAUUAAAGAGACUGAGAGGCAUAUGCUAAUAGUAGGUAAUAUACAAGUUAAUGUUCCGUUUUUUUUUUUUUAAAUAUACAGCAUCCAGUAAAAUCAGUUUAAUAAGGGUACUUUUUUUAUUUUACUUAUUUUGAGUAUGUCUAUACUUCAAAAUAAAAAAUGAAAUAAGUCAUACGCUUGAUCAGUAAGUUUAUCGUAUCAUUUAGCUGUCGCUAUUACUUUUAGCGGGAAGCGUGUCAGUAGCGGAGAAUUUAUUUUUUAUUUACCGUAUAGCAUAAAACGAACAUAUAAUAUAUCAAUAUAAUCUAAAACAUUUUCGGUCGCAUUCAGGAAUUCCAUGUUACGUUUUUCUUGCUGUUAUUUCCUUAUUUCUUCAUAUUUUAAGUUUGAAUUCUUAUCUGCUUUUGUUCUGUUUCUGGUAAAACUUUCUUGUCUGUGUUGGCUUCGUGAAGUUCUUUGUUCAUAAAUUCUCUCUUCUUUGUCCGGUUUGCAUUUUGCUCAUCUCCUGGUAUGGACGUUUAGUUUAUUCGAUUGGUAUCUUCAGUCUACAAUAAGAUGAUUUAUCAUAUUUACUAAAAGUCCGUCUGGUGAUUUACAGAUGCCUUUGUGUAUAUCUUUUCGAGCAGAUUUAAAAUUAUACAAUCAUUUAAAAAAAAACUUUUAUGAAAAAAAGGAAGACAUUUUUGAAAGCAUAAAAAUAUUUAUACAAUUCGUUAUUUCUUAAACAAAUAUUUUCAUUCUCUUGGAAUCUGCUAUCAUUUCUGUUCCAUACCAUAUGCAAAUUAAAAGUUUACUUUGUAUUCCAAAUUGGCUGAAUUUUCAGUUUUUAUUGACGCUUUUAAAAUGAAAGUAUUUGCUUCGUUGUUGUACAAAUCAUUAGCUGCUGACUCAGCUUUUAAUUCAUCUUUUGUGUGUUUAUUUUGCUCUGUAAAUACAUUUUGACACUAAUUAAUUCCGCUACUUAAUAUGCUAACUUGGUUUUUUACACUUACGGGAAUUAAUUUUUCUCAGAAAUAAACUACGAAUCCUAAUACUAAUUUUAGUAUGUUACACCAUAGGUAUCAACUCCCGCUCAUCCGUCCAGUUGACACAUUAUUAAUAUUAAUGAAAACUUAGUGACCAGCAAGGAAACACAUUUUCUUAUGCUCCGCUAAUGAUUAAAUUUUAAAUUUCCGAGAAUUUAUUAUUGACACGUGAUUUCGGCUAAUUUUGACCACUUACGAUGCGUGAUUUUGAAUUUCCAGUUUCAUUUUUUAUUUGCUAGACUGUAUUAAUCUAAUAUGCUGGUACAUUUUUAUAGAGAUAAUCAUAAAUAUAUGUUUAAAGCUCUCAUUUUGUAAUGGACAUUUCUGUUUUUGUUAAAUUAAAUUUAAUAUAUCCUGUUAAACUGCGGUUUUAUAAUUUGCCCAGAAAUAAAUACAGCUAGUAGAUACAGACCACUUUAAAUUAUUUUUGUUCUACUAAACUUACAUGCUUUUAGAAAGCAUAUAUUACAUAUAAUAAUUUUUAAUAAAAACUGCAACCGCAAGAUAAAAGUACUAUUUUGAACAUUUUAGGAGUAACCCAUUUGUUCUAUUGUGUUUAUGACUCCUCUAAAAUGUAGGAUCAGAGUUUUCCUUGUCACUCAAAGAAAAAUAAAGGGGACCUUUUCUCCUUUUGAAUUAGUUCUAUUUUGUUUAUCUAAUUUUCUUUCAGUUACUAUUCUAGUUCAGUUUUACUUACUUUCUGACUUAAGUAUUUCAGAGAUUUGUAGACCCACUUUCCAAAGCUCGCCGUUGUAUCCUUCAAAACACGUGAGAGCCGUAGUACAGUGAAUGUCUGUAUACCUGGAAUUCUUCGUCUAACUUAAAUUCAAAGUCAAAACCUUUUUCUUGGGAUAAUUUUUAGCUCCUCCAAAGUAACACCCAACGUCUGGUAAUUGAUUGUUCCUAUCCAAGUUAUAUAUUUAUAGAUAUUAUAGAUAUAGAUAUUAGUUUUUUAAAUCUCUUCUUUUUGUAUAUUUUAUGGUUAGAUGUUGUAUUGACUUUACAGUUUGUGACAUUGUUUAUGUGACAAUUUCAUCCCGAAUUGUUACUUACCGAUGUUGUCCCUAAAUUAUUAUCAAACCUUCAACAAUCUAGCUAAUUGAUCAUUCUCUUUGUUUACUCUUAUUAUAUUAAAAAAAGAUCAUUAUAUUAUAAGAUUAAGUAUUAAGCUUAAUUAAUUAAAGAAUAUUUGACUGUUCAACUGAUGUAUUUUUGGGAUGUGUAACAUCCAACAUCACGAAUAUUUUAUUAUUGACUGCGGACUGUAAUGAUCUUCUCCUUCCUUAGGAAAUACAAGUUUGUUUAUGUAUCUGUUUAUAUACUCAAUAUAUAGCUGUUUAUAUAAUCGAGUGUGGCUUGUAUGCCAUACAUUCGUGUACUUUCUUCUUUUCAAAAUUUCUUAUUAACCUUUUGGCUUUAUUGGAUAUCUUUUCCUGGGUGUCGAAUCCGGGAAAAAAUUUUAUAGAACUUAUGGCAAUCCUGUUUUUCUUUGCUUUAUACGGAAUUUUAGUGGUUGUAAAUUCAAUAAUUAUUUCUUCAACUUUCACUGUCAAUUUUAGUAUUAUAUAAUGCUAACUUUGUUAUCUGCAGAGUGGAUAAACAUACUGGAACUUACUAAAUCAUCUUGUUGGUCACCUUCCUUUUUUGAGCUGCAGAUUCACCCAGUUAUUCCUUAUAUAUCCGCAUAAAUUGCAGUCAAUGGGUAUAGUAAAUCCCAAAACUUACUGAAAUUUACCAAAAGACUUUUAUUUUACUCUCCGAUCUAGAAAAAACUACCAAAAAAAUGCACGAACUGAAAUUUUCUUAAUGUGCUAUUUUUUUUUUAAAUGUACAGUGGUCAGGAAAUUGUUAUAACGAUGUAAUAGGGGUACCUUUUAUGUUUAUUGUUUUUUUGUAUGUCGAGUAAUUUAAAAAUUAAUUCCGAAUUUUUCUUAUUAGUUUUCUUCGAAAGCAACUUGUAUUAUUAAGUUUUUUGUAACCAAAUAUGGUCGAACCAGGUGAUCGAGAGAAAUAAGAUUUAAAUUUGUAUAAAGAAAUUUAUUUCAUUUUAUAUAGAUAUCAAAGGUUAUUUUGUAAUUCACAUUUCUGUUUUUGUCAUAUACAAUUUGAUAUGUACAGUUAAACUGGAAUUUUUAUGAUUAAGUCAGUAAUAAAUACAGCUAAAAG